This is a messenger RNA of Pseudoliparis swirei, 7017 nucleotides long. RefSeq names its product Fras1 related extracellular matrix 1a (gene frem1a). Lineage: Eukaryota; Metazoa; Chordata; Actinopteri; Perciformes; Liparidae. The record is from RefSeq and is a predicted model, not a curated record. The transcript is spliced from 37 exons. Gene Ontology annotation, cellular component: membrane. Bases 236 to 6733 code for a protein of 2165 amino acids. Gene Ontology annotation, biological process: cell communication.
GUUGAAAGCAGAAGAGAGCAGAGAGGUAGAGAAGAAGAAGAAAAAGAAGUAGAAGAAGAAGCAGAUGCUUUAAAUCAGCUCCUGAUCAUGUGACCUGGUAAAAGACCACAACCACAGCAAAAUGAAGCUUCUUCUGAAGAGAGCGACAUCUUGGAUGACUUCCUCCUCCAACUGAAGUGUGUUUCUGAAAGCUUUCGGUUGGCUCCUGGAACACAUCAGCUCGUGCCUGACAGUGAUGGGGUCACGGGGUCAAACGCUGGCCUGGACCGUGCUUCCUGUGCUGCUGCUGGGAAUGACCUGUCCGUCAUCACACGGUUCCCUCGUGAAAGUCAAUAAGGGCGUAAAGGUGAAGCGGGGUCAGUCGGCCUACCUCCAGGACGGCGACCUGCAGUUCCAUAUCCCCCGUCAGAAGGACGCGUGCAAGGUGGAGGUGGUGUUAAAUGAGCCCAUGACUCAACGAGUGGGAAAGGUCCUGCCUCAGGUGUUUGAUUGCCACUAUCUGGCUAAUGAGGUGAAGUACGUCCAUAACGGAUGUCCCUUGUUGAAGGAGGACUCCGUGAAGCUUCGACUGUACAGGUUCACAGAGACAGAGACACACAUGGAGGUGUUUUCUCUCCACGUGGACAUUAUGGUCCCUGAAUGCAGCAUCAUAAAGCUGGGGCCCAAAUCCCUGCAGGUUCCUGAAUUCUACAGCUUCUCUGACGCUGUGGACGGCAAUGUGGUGUCCUUCCAUUAUGAGCAGCGGUCCAGUCUGGAGUGUAGCAUUCAUCUGAGUGGCCAUGACAUCCACCUGCCGGCCCACGGCCAACUUGUCACCGGAGAACCAGAGAAGGCCACGAUAAGAGGGGACGAGCCAGAGAGCUUCAUCCCCCUACGCCAGCAGCUAGAUAAUAAAGCCAGAGCAAUGUGUAAAUCUGAAGACUGCCUGAAGGGUCUGAAGCUUGUGAAGCUCACCAAGAUUCCCUGUGAUGACUUCCUGUUGAUGGGGCUGAGGUACCAGCACAUAGACCCUCCGUCUCCAGACGUAGAUUACAUCGCCAUCAGACUGGAGCUCAAGGACACCCGCAGUGGCAGCACAUAUCAGUCUGAACAGGCCUGGAUUCCUGUGCAAAUCGUCGGGGCGUUGUCCAACCAGCCGCCCAAACCAUCCUUCAUGUCCAUGUUCAUCCUGGAAGUGGACCAGUUCAUCCUCACUCCACUCUCCACUGCCACACUAGACACUGAAGACGAAGAAACUCCCAAACAGCUGUUGGUGUUCAACAUCACCAAAGCGCCCAUGGAUGGCUUCAUCACCCAUCUGUCCGAUCACACUCGGCCAAUCUCCUCUUUCACAUGGCUGGACCUCAACGACAUGCUCAUUGGGUACCAACCUCCGAACUCCUCCAACACCCACCGCAGGAAUUACGAGAUCGAAUUUGAGGUUCAUGAUUUCUUCUUUGAGAAGAGCCCAUCGAUGACUGUCCAUAUGUCUGUAAGGAACGCAGAGACCAAUGCACCCCGAGUGUCUUGGAACAUGGGCCUCAGUCUAUUGGAGGGUCAGUCUCGGCCAAUAAUGUGGGAGCAGCUCCAGAUUGUGGACAACGACAACCUGGACGCUGUCCGCCUCAUCACGGUGGACGGCCUGCAGCACGGACGGCUCACUGUCAGAGGGGGAAAGGGCUUCAUGUUCACCGUCAAGGACAUUAAAGCGGGCGUGGUUCGCUAUCACCAUGACGACAGCGACUCCACCAAAGACUUCAUCAUCUUCCGCAUCACCGACGGCCUCCACCAGACCCGGCACAAGUUCCCCAUCAAGAUCCUGCCGAAGGACGACAGCCCCCCGAUGCUCAUCACCAACAUGCUGCUGGAGGUGUCGGAGGGCCAGAUGGCCUUACUGAGAGGCUCCACCCUCCAGGCUUCAGACAUGGACUCCAGCGACGACUACAUCCUCUUUAACAUCACCCGCCCCCCACAGGCAGGGGAGCUUAUGAAGAUGCCGCCAUCAGGACUCGCAGGUUAUCCCGUCAGCCACUUCCUGCAGAGGGACCUGUCUCAGUCCAUGGUUUACUAUCGACACCUAGGGAGCGAGGUGUUUGACGACUUCUUUGAGGUGGUGCUGUCCGAUUUCCAUGACCCCCCCAACCUGUCAGAGCCUCAAGUGGUGGUGGUGCACAUAGAGCCAGUUCCAGACCAACCACCCAAGGAGGUUCCUGGUUCCAGUCGGUAUCUCGUGGUCAAAGAAACAGAAGUGGUCCAUAUAACCCAGCAACAGCUUCACUUUGUCGACAAGGAGUCUCCAGACAGUGAGCUCACCUAUACGGUUACUACUACACCUUUCUACGCUGGUCCUCAAAGCAGUCCAGAUGCUGGGAGGUUGUUCUUAGUGGACAGCAUACCCAAGUUCACCAAAGACUCCGAUGCACCGGUGCUGAGGCUCUUCACACAGCAUGCAGUGAACUUCAUGAAGGUAGCCUACAUGCCUCCAGUCAUGGACAUCGGCCCUUACCCCCAGUACAUCCAGUUUGUGCUCUCCGUCACCAACCUGCUGGGAAAGACCGUCACUGGGAUCUGCUUCAACAUCACUGUGGUGCCAGUGGACAACCAGCCGCCACAGGUUGUUACCAACCCUCUGACUGUAGAUGAAGGAGGGCAGUGCUGGCUGGGCCCUGAACACUUGGUUCUGUCGGACGUGGACUCUGUGGAAGAAGCCCUGCAGGUGGCGCUGCAGAGGGAACCGCAGCAUGGAGCUCUGCAUCUCAGCGGCGGCCCGCUGAAACCGGACCAGGCUUUCACUGUGCGAGACCUAAAAGGCCUUAAAGUUAGGUACACUCACGACAGCUCAGAAACCGCCGAGGACCACAUUGACCUCACAGCGACAGACGGACACAAUUCAGUCAGCUUCAUCCUCCAAGUGAAGGUGGUGCCCGUCAAUGACGAGGUCCCAGUGAUGGUGGCUGGUCUGAAGCCGGUCCUCAGCUGUGCGGAGGGACAGGAAGUCGUCAUCACGGCUGAGUACAUCACCGCCACCGACGCCGACAGCGACAACAGCAGCCUGGCCUUCCUCAUCGCCCGGCAGCCGCACCACGGCGUGGUUCUCCGGGACGCCGUCGUGGUCGAUCGCUUCAUCCAGGCAGACGUCACCGCCAGGCUCAUCACCUACAAACACACAGGGCUGGAGAUCGGACUCACUCCUCGCCAUGACACCAUCACCUUUGUGAUAUCCGACGGAGAAGAAAAGCCCACCAAGACCAGAGAGGUGACUCACAGCCUGCCUGUGUACGACCUCCAGAUCACUGUGUUCCCAGUGGACAGCCAGCCCCCUUCUCUCACAGCAGGAGACAUCUUUACAGUGGAUGAAGGUGGCUCCGCCCCCAUAACCACAUCUCAUCUGAAGGCCUCCGACGUGGACACGGCUCUGGACAGACUGGUGGUCAGUCUCAUUUCAUCACCCCGCUUCGGCUACAUAGAAAAUGUUCUGCCCAGUCCUGGCUUUGAAAAAAGCAACACGGGCAUAAGCAUAGCUUCCUUUCCAUACAAAGACAUCAUUGCGGGUCAUGUGAACUACGUCCAGUCCAGACACCAGAGGAUGGAGCCCACAGCGGACCAGUUCAUGUUCUGUGUGUCGGAUGGCACGCACAGCUCCGCCCACAUCCCCUUCUACAUCAUCAUCAACCCGACCAACGACGAGAGCCCGCAGUUUGUGGCUCGGAACAUCACAGUACGAGAGGGAGGAGCCAAGCAGCUGGACUCGUCCAUUUUACAUGCGGGGGAUCUGGAUGUGCCCGAGGACCGCCUGCUCUUCAGUGUGGUCCGAGCCCCGCAGCACGGCAUCAUAAUGUCCCACCACAGUGAGACCAGUCCUCAGACCAGGCCUCAGAUCCCUGUGGUGGACUUCACAAUGACCGAUCUGUCAAAUGGUAUGGAUCUGAUGUACAUGCACGAUGACUCAGAGAACACGGAGGACAGUUUCAUCAUUCAGGUGAGCGACGGCAGGCACCAACUCCAAAGACAGGUGACGGUUAAAGUGCUGCCAGUGAACGACGAGAAGCCGCAAGUCAUCAGGAACAACGGACUGCAGGUGGACUUGGGAGAAGCCCGGCUGAUUUCUAGCAUUGCCCUGUUUGCACAGGAUGGCGACACUCCUUCUGCAGAGGUCAUGUACACGUUCAGCAGUGUUCCCACCCAAGGACUACUCCAGCUGAAGGAAGGUCAGGACUGGAGGACAUUGACAGCAGGGACGAACUGCAACCAGGAGAUGGUGAACAUGAACCUCCUGCGCUACGUGAACACGGGGGCUAAAACGCAGGACUUCUUUGUCUUCUAUUUGUCGGAUGGAGACAAUCAAUCGCCCCGCCAGCACUUCCACAUCUCUGUCAAAGAUCUGGAAAAAGGAAACAUUGCUGUGUUCGUGAAGCCGGCCAACGUCAACCGUGGAGACCGCGUGGUUCUCACCACGGACGUGCUGCUGGCCACAGACGGCACCGAGAGGCCAGAGGAGCUUCUGUACAUCGUCACUGACCCUCCGGCUCACGGACACGUGGAGUACAUCAAGCACCCUGGAGUGGCCAUCGCCACCUUCAGCCAGAUGGAUGUAGCGGCCAACCUCGUGGCUUACGUGCACGACAAUCGAGCCACCGCACCCACGGAAACCUUUCGGUUUGUUGUGAGUAACGGUAAAACCAGCCGCAACGGGAGCUUUGUGGUCGCCGUGGAGAUGGUGGACCGCAUCCUGCCGUCUCUAUCCUCCAACAGAGGCCUCUCGGUUCCCCAAGGCUCCUCCAUGAUCCUCGGUGCUGACUGUCUGGUCCUGUCUGACCCCGACACGCCGCCGGCCGCCCUGACCUUUGUCCUGCUCCAGCCUCCACAAUACGGAGAAUUGCUUGUGGGAGGAGCUACACUGACUUCGGGCUCCAACUUCACCCAGAGAAACAUCCAGAAGAUGGAGGUAACUUACCACCAUGACGGGGGGGCGGCGGAGAUCGACCGCUUUGCCUUUACUGCCUCUGACAGCACCAGACGGGGUUUCCUGCUGGACGGACGGCUGCACACGGAACCUGUGUUCUUCACUAUCCAGAUCAAGCCUCUGGAUAAGUCUUGCCCUGAGGUGGUCAGGUUGCUUCCUCUCUGGAAGGCGGAGCCUCUCGGGGACGGACGACACGGCAUCUCUGUGUCCUCUCGAGAGCUGAAGGCCCAGGACCGACACAGCAGAGAGGAGGAGCUCAUCUUCUGCAUUGUUCGACAGCCCUACUUCGGCUACCUGGAAAACACGACCACAGGCGGUUUUGUAGCACAGCGCUUCUCUCAGACGGAGCUGAAUAAGAGAACCAUCGCCUACAUCAUCAACCCAGACGGGGAGGCCCUCUCAGACAGCCUGGAGUUCACCGUGUCGGAUCCCUUGGGGAACACGGGGCCCCCUCACAUACUGGAGUUCAGCUGGUCCAGCGUGGAGCUGUCUCAGCCCCAGUACUCUGUGUGUGAGGACCAGGGAUCCGUCUCACUGGACCUCUUCCGUAGAGGAAACCUGGCCGAGUCCUCAUACGUCACUGUCAAGGUGAAGGAGGUGACGGCAACAGCUGGAAAAGACUUCCGCACAAGCCCUUCUUCCCUCAUCCAGUUUGAUCCAGGCGUGUCCAAGAGGAGCUGGCAGAGCGAGAUCAUUCAGGAUCACCUGGAGGAGACCGUGGAGGUGUUCGAAGUGCUGCUGGUCUCCCCUGAAGGCGCCGUGAUCGGCAGCAUCAGCAAGGCUCAAGUCACCAUCAGGGACUCGGGGAGCGGUCAGCUGCACCAGGAUCAGGAGGCUCCUCUUCUUGUAGGAAAAGAGGUUCGGUCAGACCCGUACCCCCAACAUGGAUCCAUUGAGCUGGAGAAGCUGCCCCUUGGCACCGACUCAGUGAUCUGGACUCGUGGAGACAGCAUCUCCAGGCCCGGACCACUGCCCACAAAAAAGAAACUUCAAGUUAUGGGCAACCCAAAGUCUAUUGCACCUUCAUCGGUUCUUCACAACGGGACCGACUUGGUUUUCACGUAUCAUGGCAUCAUGCACAUGCAAGUAGAGGACAACACCUCCCCAUCGAGGAAGGGCAGGAAGGCAAACAUCCGUGUGGUUAGCAGGAGAGCACAGACCCAGCAGGUGGUGCCAGCUGUUCUCACUGAGUCAAAGUCAGAGCCUCACAGACAGAUCUCAAAACCACAAAGAACCGCACUGGCUACAGAACAUGCUAAAGCUGAUGACAUCAUAGCGAAGCCGUGUGUGCCAGAGCUGAUGGGACUCCUGCAUUUCAACCAGACAAGCAAUCAGCUCUUCCACUGCAAUGGAGUCUCCUGGAAACCCUGGGCACCAACCCAUCAGAUGGUGAGUGCUCAGACGUGCGGUCAAGGCUGGACCUUUCAUGGUGGCUACUGCUACUCCCUCAGCAGCGAGCCCAAAGUCACAUGGAGCACAGCUAACCGGGCCUGCAGAGAGAGAUACAAAGGCUCUUUAGCAAGCGUUCUCUCUAAAGCCAACAUGGACUGGCUGUGGGACUUCAGCGGGAGGAAACCAUUUUGGAUAGGCCUGAAUGACCGGGACGGCCGAGGACGCUGGGAAUGGGCGGGCAGCGAGCCGGUCGGCUACACCAACUGGAGGAAGACGCCUCCUCGGUCCAAAGGGAAGGGGAACAAGAAGUGCGUCCUGGUCUGGAGAAGAGCAAAGUGGCAAAUCAGGGACUGCAAGACGAGUCGAGCUCAUCGCUUCGUGUGCUCAAUAAAAACGUGAUUCCGACCGUGUUUACAGCCUCACAGCCAUGAACCACCGUGUUGAUCCAGGAGGGGGAAGCACCGAUCCUUGGGACAUCGAAACUGCAAUACAACCUUCCAAUAAGGAUCAAAGAGAACUUUGCUGGAACUGUUUAUAUCAUUUAUAACUAUAGAACAAUAUUUUUCCUGCAAGUAACCUGAGGCAUUGUUUAUGCUGCAUCUAUUCUAAUUAACCACUGAAAGUAUUUCUUAUGUACUGAAGCCCUGAGAGGCAAGUGAUAAAAAGCUCUGGUGAUCCAUUUU